Molecule: messenger RNA, 210 nt
Organism: Rotaria sp. Silwood2
Lineage: Eukaryota; Metazoa; Rotifera; Eurotatoria; Philodinida; Philodinidae
Source: the annotation of a GenBank genome assembly
AUGGCAUUUAGUAGUACAAGUGGUUUAGAUGUUACGGAAGCUUUUAAGAAUUCUGAAUUAGAAGAUGAAUUAGAUAGUGAUUCUACUUAUGACUUUGACAACGAAUCGGAUAGUGAAGACGAGGAACAGGAUACAGAAGGAUCUGCCGAAGAGCGAAGAUGGAGAAUAGAAUGGUUUGAGCCAAAAAAAAAUUAUAUUGGAUUCAAAUGA